AUGAAAAAGAAGGGUGGCGUUCUGCGGAACCUAGUAGGUGAAUUAAGGAGAGUGGGGCAGAGAUGUGACUGGGGGAUAGUGGUGGUGGCGUCUGGCACCGCGGAGGAGGGUGGCGCGGCGGCGGUGGCUGCUGUUUGGGGGCAGGGAGGGAAAGGUAGGUGUAAUGGGGGUAUGGGGGGAAAUAGGGGAAGGAAGGGGGCGUGGGUGGUGCUAGGCGGUGACGGCGGCGCGGUGGUGGUGAUUGUGAAGGGGGGCAGUGGCGGUGGAGGGUGGAAGAAGGAGGAAGAAGAAGAAAAAGGGGGGAAAAGGGGGGUGGGUGGCGGCGGGGUCUGGGUGGUUGGCGGGGUAGCGGCCGUUCGGUGA
This is a messenger RNA of Arachis stenosperma, 363 nucleotides long. RefSeq lists its product as uncharacterized. The transcript has 2 exons. NCBI's taxonomy places the organism in Eukaryota, Viridiplantae, Streptophyta, Magnoliopsida, Fabales, Fabaceae. The record is from RefSeq and is a predicted model, not a curated record. Bases 1 to 363 code for a protein of 120 amino acids.